Selaginella moellendorffii is the source of this 2193-nucleotide messenger RNA. RefSeq names its product cytochrome P450 71A1. Gene Ontology annotation, molecular function: heme binding; iron ion binding; oxidoreductase activity, acting on paired donors, with incorporation or reduction of molecular oxygen. The coding region runs from base 1 to 1857 and encodes 618 amino acids. The transcript has 4 exons. The record is from RefSeq and is a predicted model, not a curated record. NCBI's taxonomy places the organism in Eukaryota, Viridiplantae, Streptophyta, Lycopodiopsida, Selaginellales, Selaginellaceae.
AUGCCACCAACGAGUCGGUCCAGCUCUAUCACUUGGCCAAGUUUCUCGUUGGUUCCAAUGUGCAAUUUCAUUUUGGAGAGAUCUAAAGGCUCUGGCUCAUGGAAGACGCUGUCCUUUUCUGAUGCGGCAAGACAGCAUUUUUUCUCUCUCCAGCGGCCAGGCUUCUGGGCAUGGUGGACGCACAAUCUUCCAGACGGCAGUUCCAAUCUUACUGGCCCUCGCAGAGCUGGUGAUGAUGGGAGUGGCCAUCGUUGGGCGCCACCUUCUUGGCUCUGUCUCGUGGAGGCCGCCGGCAUCUAUUGGCGAUUCUUCUCAGCUCCGCUCGAAAGGCCAGAGCCAGCCUCUCGAAUCCUAGAGCUCCCUCCCGCGCAAAUGGGGGUUUACGUCUUGAGUACCAUCGCCAUUGCCAUCGCGAUCUUUCUCUGGAAGUUGAGCGUUCGCCCAAAGCUUCGGCUGCCCCCGUCUCCAUUGGGGAUUCCGCUCAUCGGACACUUGGCUCAUCUCGCUGGGAAGGACGCCCACAUCACUCUCCAGAGGCUCUCCAACAAGCUGGGACCGAUCCUCUUCUUGAGGCUGGGAUGGACCCGUGCGAUCGUCGUGUCGAGCGCGGAGAUGGCGAGGGAGGUUCUCCACACGCAAGACGUGGCGUUUGCUUCCAGGCCCUACAUGGUUGCUGGAGAGCAUCUGGGCUACAACUUCCGGAUCGUGGGGAUCGCCCCAUACGGCGAGCACUGGAGGAACAUGAGGAAGCUGUGCACGCUCCAGCUCUUCACAAGCAAGCGCAUGGCUUCGUUUGCGAGCGUGAGGGCCGCCGAGGUCUCGCUUUUGUUGUCCGCAGUGGCUCGCGAGAGCUCGGACAACGGCGUCGUGGACGUGAGGAAGCUCGUCUCCAUCUUCAUCUUCAACAUCAUCACACAGAUCCUGAUGAGCAAGAGGUUUCUCGGGACCGGCGAUUGCAAAGAGUCGAGAGAGUUUAAAGAGAUAGUUGUCGGCAUCGUUGACGUCACUCUGCAGUUCCACAUCGCGGACUUUGUGCCCAAGAGACUGCGAUGGAUCGACUGGACAGUCCCACAGCUCAAGAGGCUGGCCGCGAAGAUGGACAAGUUCUUCCAGAGAAUAGUUGACGAGCACAAAGCCGCGCGUUUGCAGGCCAACGCGGUGGAAGACUUCACACACAUCAUGCUCACGAACUACGCAGACGACGAAGAGCUUGUCAAAGCAAUGGUGCAAGAGAUGCUCAAUGGUGGCACCCACACCACCUCCGCGACGAUCGAGUGGGCUGUCACGGAGACGAUCCGCCACCCAAGAAUAUUGGAGAAGGCCCAGCAAGAACUCGAGGCAGUCGUGGGUUUGCACCGACGAGUGGAGGAAUCCGAUCUGGAGAAGCUCCCAUACCUCCAAUGCAUCGUCAAGGAGACGCUCCGGCGACACCCUCCAGCCCCGCUGCUCGUCCCUCACAUGUCCACACAGGCAUGCAAAGUUGGUGGCUAUGACGUACCCAAAGGCACCACCCUCUUUGUCAACGCUUACGCAAUCGGGAUGGACCCAAGCUACUGGGAGAAUCCACUCGAGUUUCUCCCGGAGAGAUUCGCCGGGACGGCCGUGGACGUCCGGGGCCAGGAUUUCGAGCUUCUUCCAUUUGGAUCUGGGCGGAGGUCGUGCCCGGCCAUGACGAUGGGUCUCAAGACGGCUCAGUUCGCGGUCUCGAGCUUGAUCCAUGCGUUCGACUGGAGCGCAGAAAUCCCGAGAGCUGUCAAGGAUCUCACGAUCGAUGAAGGCUUUUGCUCUCUUCUCUGGCCAGAGACCCCACUGCUCAAGGCUGUUGCUACUCCAAAACUCUCCAAAGAUGCAUACUAGUCGCCUGUGACUUUGCGAGCCUUCAUAUGUGCCAUCUACAUGAAAUAAAAAGUUACCACUUCAACUUGAAACGAGAAAGACAAUAAAAAUCAAAACUUGAUUCACGACUGCGCUUAUAUACUCACUUCUUGAAGACCCAGGCUUCUCUCGCGUUCCUCGGUGCAGGCCCGCGAGAGCUCGUCGUGGACAUGAGGAAGCUCGUAUCGAUCUACAUCUUCAACAUCAUCACACAUAUCUUGGUGUUUCUCAGGACUGGCGAUUGCGAGAGUUCAAAGAGAUCGUUGCCGGCAUCGUUGACGUUGCUCUCUUCCACAUGGCAGACUUCUUGCCGGAGGC